AUGGAAGAAAGUAAUAAGAAAAUUAAUAAUAUUGAGGAAUGGAUUAAAAAGGGAGAAGAAAUUGGAGAAAAAGACUAUGAUGAUUUUAUGGAAGAAAUGGACAAACUGGACAAGCGAAUUUCGCAAAUGCUUGAUAAAAUGAAUAAAAAUAGAAGUUGAU
Messenger RNA from Meloidogyne enterolobii, 160 nucleotides. The record is from the annotation of a GenBank genome assembly. NCBI's taxonomy places the organism in Eukaryota, Metazoa, Nematoda, Chromadorea, Rhabditida, Meloidogynidae.